Molecule: messenger RNA, 3168 nt
Organism: Salvelinus namaycush (lake trout)
Lineage: Eukaryota; Metazoa; Chordata; Actinopteri; Salmoniformes; Salmonidae
Product: potassium voltage-gated channel subfamily KQT member 5-like
Exons: 15
Coding region: 1-3168 (1055 amino acids)
Biological process (GO): transmembrane transport; potassium ion transport
Cellular component (GO): membrane
Molecular function (GO): voltage-gated potassium channel activity
Source: RefSeq, a predicted model, not a curated record
AUGCCCCGCAACCACAGCGGAGAUGAAGGCGGCACGGGGCUCUGGAUGAAAACUUCUCCGGGCCACCGCGCCGAGGUCUAUGACUUGAAGGAUGUGGAGUCCGGCCGAAGGAUGAUGAACAACGCCAGUGCUGGGGACGGUUUGCUGUCGGCCUCCAGUGCUACAGGUGCCGGGGGUUCGGAGAGCCUGAGGGGAAACAAGGGAGCCCGGCUCAGCCUGCUGGGAAAGCCACUCAUAUACAGCGCUCAGAGCGGCCGGAGAAACGUCCGUUACCGAAGGCUGCAAAAUUUACUGUACAACGUGCUAGAGAGACCACGAGCCUGGGCGUUCAUCUACCAUGCGUUUGUGUUCGUCCUGGUCUUUGGUUGCUUGGUCCUGUCUGUGUUCUCCACCAUUCCGGCUCACCAGGACUUCUCUUCCGACUGUCUGCUCAUCCUGGAGUUUGUGAUGAUCGUGGUGUUUGGGCUGGAGUACAUCAUCAGGAUCUGGUCGGCCGGCUGCUGCUGUCGCUACAGAGGAUGGCAGGGUCGCCUCCGUUUCGCCCGGAAGCCUUUCUGUGUCAUAGAUAUCAUCGUACUGAUAGCCUCCGUAGCGGUGGUGUCGGCAGGAAGCCAGGGUAACAUCUUCGCCACUUCCGCCCUGCGUAGUCUCCGCUUCCUGCAGAUCCUGCGUAUGGUGCGCAUGGACCGGCGCGGCGGCACCUGGAAACUGCUGGGAUCAGUUGUGUACGCACACAGCAAGGAGCUGGUGACGGCCUGGUACAUUGGCUUCCUGGUCCUCAUCUUCUCCUCCUUUCUGGUGUACCUUGUGGAGAACAAGUUCAACAGCGAGUUUGCCACCUAUGCUGAUGCCUUAUGGUGGGGAACGAUCACCUUGACAACCAUUGGUUACGGCGACAAGACCCCGAAGACCUGGACCGGGCGCAUGCUCUCAGCUGGGUUUGCACUACUGGGCAUCUCUUUCUUUGCCCUGCCAGCGGGUAUACUGGGCUCAGGCUUUGCCCUGAAGGUCCAGGAGCAGCACAGACAGAAGCACUUUGAGAAGAGGAGGAACCCAGCCGCUUGUCUCAUCCAGUGUGUUUGGCGUAGUUAUGCGGCUGAUGAGAACUCGGUUUCCAUUGCUACCUGGAAGCCUCAUUUGAAGGCGUUGCAUACCUGCAGCCCUACAAAGAAGGACCAGGGUGAAUCGUCCACAAGUAAGGUUCUCAGUAGUAAGCAGAAGCUACUGAGGAGGUGUACCCUACGGAAACAUACUAGCCAGAAGCUGAGUUUCAAAGACCGGGUCCGAAUGGCGAGCCCCAGGGGGCAGAGUAUUAAGAGCCGGCAGACGUCGGUGAGCGACCGGCGGUCCCCGGGGACUGAGGCUGGGGGUACGGAGGGCACCAGCCCUGCCAAGGUCCAGAAGAGCUGGAGCUUCAACGACCGCACCCGCUUCAGACCCUCCCUCCGCCUCAAGAUCCAAUCACGCUCCACUGCCGAUGCUGACUCUAACAUGACCACUGAGGAUGGGUUUGGUGAUGACAAGGGGUGUCACUGUGAGAUCUCUGUGGAGGACCUGCUGCCUUCCGUCAAGUCUGUCAUCCGAGCCGUCAGGAUAAUGAAGUUCCACGUGGCCAAGAAGAAGUUUAAGGAGACGUUGCGUCCGUACGAUGUGAAGGACGUCAUAGAGCAGUACUCUGCCGGACACCUGGACAUGCUGUGUCGCAUCAAGAGCCUGCAGACACGAGUGGACCAGAUCCUGGGUAAAGGCCAGAUUCCUCUGGAUAAGAAGAUCCGGGACAAGCUCCUGUCUGAUGGAGACCUGCUGGAGGACAUGAGUAUGCUGGGACGCGUCUGUAAAGUUGAACGGCAGGUCCAGUCUAUUGAGUCGAAGCUAGACUCCCUGUUGGACAUCUACCGGCAUGUGUUACGUAAAGGCUCCUCCUCUGCCCUUACCCUCUCCUCCUUGCCCCUGUUUGAGCUGGAGCAGACCUCAGACUCCCAGAGCUCUAUCCUCUUCAAGGACCACUCCACCUGCUCUACUCAGGUCAGCAGCACCGGAGGUGGGCCAGGGAUAGAGGGCCAAGGGGGGUGCGUGAGCCGCUCCUCCACCAACGCCUCAAACCUGUCCCGGGGACUUCACCUUAUCCUGGCGCCGCCCACCGAGCUCAGCCUCAACCUCAACACUGGCACCACCUCGCCUUCUACCGGUGGGCCCCCGCCCUCCUCGUUCAGUCCGUCGCCCCUUCCUCAACAUCACCACCAUCGUCAUCAUCAUACCCUGCCGGAAAGUGGGGAACCAGUCCAUAGCGGAAGUUCUUCUCACUCACCUCCUAUUCUUACUCCUAAUUGUGUAUCUGGAGGCGGGGGGUUUCCUACUCUGGCCAGGCCCCCACCACCUCCUCCCCAGCCCAGCCGGACAGUGGGUCACUCCAGGCCGGAGAGGGAGAGGGAGGUGAAGGUGGGCGACUUCUGUGGAAGCCCGGAGGAGAGGGAGGAUGGUGAUGUGUUAGGCCCAGAACAAGGCCUCAGAAUCGGGAGGCUGGGGCAGUCAAGAGGGGGGUCCAGUGGGACCCCCCAGUGGGACCCCCCCUGCAAUGCCAAAGCAGAGGGCUCCUGGAGGAGACACACAAGCCUGGAGAUGGAGCCCCUGGUACCCCUCUCUUCUGCUCUGGGAGGAGGAGGCGGCUGCUCCUCCGGCUCCAAUCCCAGACAGGUGGACCGAAGCCUGGGCAAGUCCAUGUCCGUCCAAGACCUGGGGCAGGGGGGGACGACCACCUCCAUGGCCCUGGAUAGCCACCACCAUCCUAGCCUCAGCCUCUCGUCCCCCAGCCCCUGCAGCAGCGACUCCCCCACAGGCUCCCACAGUAGUCAGGACCCUGGGGGAGGGGGCGGCGGGGAUGGCUGGGGGGAGGAGGACCUCUUUAUGAGCGACAGGGAUGUGGACGCCCUCGCUCUCCCCCCCGAGGCUCAAGGUGGAGCCUUUGGCUUUGACUUCCUGUCCCAGGGAACAGCCGACGCAACCUCUUACUCUUCAGAGCUACUGAGGACAGACCCGGGGCUUGGGGCGGGGUUAAGUGCUCUGGCGGGGUUCAAUAGGAGCCUGCCGAGCGGGAGCGGGAACACGUCAUCGCCCGCCUCAGUUGGGAGCACCGAGUCCCUGAGCAUGCCGCACGUACGGCUAAAAUAA